Molecule: messenger RNA, 150 nt
Organism: Penicillium digitatum Pd1
Lineage: Eukaryota; Fungi; Ascomycota; Eurotiomycetes; Eurotiales; Aspergillaceae
Source: RefSeq, a predicted model, not a curated record
AUGGAGAGCCAUCCUCCCUCAUCACAAGCAUGGUAUGUCAACUCUUUCUUUUAUUCUGGUUCUGGAUUCAGUUGUUUUCUUCUCUUUGUGUCCAGAGGAUCAUUCACGUCUCUCCCUCAGGGGUUUGAUCUUUUUUCCCCUUUACUUUGA